This is a messenger RNA of Verticillium dahliae VdLs.17, 585 nucleotides long. RefSeq lists its product as uncharacterized. Lineage: Eukaryota; Fungi; Ascomycota; Sordariomycetes; Glomerellales; Plectosphaerellaceae. The coding region runs from base 1 to 585 and encodes 194 amino acids. The transcript is spliced from 2 exons. The record is from RefSeq and is a predicted model, not a curated record.
AUGGCCUCCCCCGUUUUCGCAUGCGCUGGCGGCAAUGGAGCCGACAGAACCCAGGAGCUGGCGAAGCUGAUGCGAUUGGAAAUCUACAGGCACCUCCUCGUGCACCCGCCCCUGACGCGCAACCUCCUCGGCGCGCACUCGUCGCGGCUGCUGCACACGGCCAUCCUGGCGGCCUGCCGUCAGACGCACGCCGAGGCGGUCGGCAUGCUGUACGGGGAGAACACCUUUCUCGCGCACCAGACGAUGCUCACGUCGUUCCCCCGGCUCCGCGUGGGGUAUCCGCCGGUCAGGGAGGCGGCGGCGGCGGCGCGCAUACGGCGGUACCACAUGCGCGUGCGGCUCGACUGCGACGCGGCCUACGACAGGGAGGCUCUGGCGCGGGCGUUUGCGGGCGUCGACGAGCUGACGCUCGAGGUGUGGCAGGCUGCCUUCCUCGGCGCGGAUCACGGCGUGCUCACGUUGUUUGAGGGCGUCCGGGGCGUCGGGCGCGUGAGGAUCUACGGCAGCACGACGGGGUUUGAGGACUAUGUUCAGUGGCUUCGUCGUGUCAUGGAGAGCCACGACACACACGGGUGCUUGGCGUGA